Corapipo altera (White-ruffed manakin) is the source of this 1779-nucleotide messenger RNA. It is a transcript of the gene XXYLT1, whose product is annotated as xyloside xylosyltransferase 1. The annotation marks the transcript as partial. The record is from RefSeq and is a predicted model, not a curated record. Lineage: Eukaryota; Metazoa; Chordata; Aves; Passeriformes; Pipridae. Gene Ontology annotation, molecular function: UDP-xylosyltransferase activity. The transcript has 4 exons.
UGGGCGCGGUGCCCGCAGCCCGCGGCCCUGGCGGCGGCCGCGGCCGUGGCCGUCUGCGCCUUCUACUACCUGGGCGGCGGCGGCGAGACCUUCUCCAGCGCCACCCGCCGCCUGCGGGCCACGCCGUCCGCGCCCGCCCGCGCCGGGGCCCGCGGGCUGCACCUCCUGCUCAUGUUCACCAAGGCGGAGCGCGGCCCCGCGCUCCGGGACAAGGCGCAGGCGGCGCUGCGAUCGCUGCUGCGGCACGGCCGGCUGGGCCCCGCCGACACGCUGCACCUCCACCUCGUCACCGACGGCGCCAGCCGGGACAUCGGCCUGGGGCUGCUGCGGGACCUGCUGCGCGGAGCCGCCUUCCGCCACCAGGUAAUAGUCCAUGAUGUGAAUGAGCUGACAGAAAAGCUGUUUCCCAUCGUUGAAGCCAUGCAGAAACACUUCAGCGCUGGAUCAGGGACCUACUACAGCGACUCCAUCUUCUUCUUGUCGGUUGCAAUGCAUCGCAUCAUGCCCAAAGAAAUAACACAGAUCAUCCAGGUAGACUUGGACCUGAAGUACAAGACCAACAUCCGAGACCUGUUUGAUGAGUUUGACAAUUUCCCAGAGGGAGCAGUGAUUGGAAUUGCCAGGGAAAUGCAACCAGUGUACAGGCACACCUUCUGGCAGUAUCGCCGCGAGAACCCCCAAACCAAAGUGGGGGAGCCCCCUCCUGAUGGGCUGCCAGGCUUCAACAGUGGUGUCCUGCUCCUGAACCUGGAAGCCAUGAGGCAGUCCAAGCUCUACAACCAGCUGCUGGAGCCCACCAUGGUGCAGAAGCUGACGGAGAAGUACCACUUCAAGGGCCACCUUGGGGACCAGGAUUUCUUCACUAUGGUGGGGAUGGAGCACCCAGAGCUUUUCCAUGUGCUUGACUGCACGUGGAACAGGCAGCUUUGCACGUGGUGGAGGGACCAUGGAUACAGCGACGUGUUUGACCAGUACUUCCAGUGCGAGGGUGAGGUCAAAAUUUACCAUGGGAACUGCAACACCCCUAUCCCUGAAGACUAGAACACCCACCCACCACCUCUGAGAGCAGCUCUGACUGCAAAAGCCUUAGUGGCUGCACCAGCAGUCCCUCGGGAAGGGUGGCCAGCUCUGAUCUGUUGCAUCCCAGGUGAAUCUCUGGGGAUCCCAAGAGCUUUCAGUAUCCCACAGCCUGUAAUUCAUCCCUUCAGGAGGAAGGGCAGUGCAGUUGCUGGAGCAGGAUAUCCACAGUCACUCUGUCCAGACUAGCUCCUGGCUCUGCUUGGGGUGAGUCCAUGGUGCCUGUCUGUGCCACAGCUGCUGGGACAUGGGGACAGCCAAGGGGCCAUCAGAGCCUGUUGCCUUUGCCCAUGGCAGGGUGCAGCUCCCUGGGUGCUGUGCAGCCUUACCUUGGAUGGUCAGCAGGAGCCCACAGCAGGCACUUGGAUGUUGUUUGUCGUUCCUCAGUGGCCCAUUUCUGCACCUCAUGCAGAGCACUGGUCUGGUCCCUCCAGAGAGCAGACACCAUCCUCAGGUCAUCUUCCUUUCUAAGCAUUCCAGAAAGGCAAGAAGGCUUUAAAGACUGAAAAACUGCUUUAAAUUGGGUUACUUACAAACAGAAAUUGAAUGCUAGAUGAGCUUUAAAGCCGUCCAUUGGUUCUUCUUAGCAAUAAAAGCUUUACUGCGUUGUCCUAGAAGCGUUCAGUGAGCGUGUACCAAUAGAUUCAUUUUUCUAGCUUUGCCUCUAACCUUUUGUACAGAAAUAAAGCUGCAGAUGUCAGA